This is a messenger RNA of Gryllus bimaculatus (two-spotted cricket), 732 nucleotides long. The record is from the annotation of a GenBank genome assembly. NCBI's taxonomy places the organism in Eukaryota, Metazoa, Arthropoda, Insecta, Orthoptera, Gryllidae.
AUUUUCGUUCUCCAGUACUCCGCCAAACAUCCAGUUAGCAAUAGGAAACCAUCGCUUAAGGAGUGAGAACCUGGAAAUCUUCCGACAAUCACAUGAGCCAUACGCUGUCGUAGGCCAUAUUGACAGUGAGCGGAUUAGUGUGGAGUGAGUGAGCUGCGUGCAGAGACGUGUGAGCUUGUGCUAAUACAUUUUUACUUUUUUGAAUCCUUUUUGAACCUUUUCUACUUUAUAUCCACCAAAAUGAGCGACGCACAGGCCAACCCAAUUUACGACCCUUUUUCGGAGUUAUGGGAGCGGCUCGGCUAUCAUAUUCAGUGGCAUCUAAAUUUGUUACAUCCUAUUGGAAUUAAUUGGCCACAUGGUAGAGCAGUAACGACCGAGUCGAAGAUUUUCAAUAACCCAGAUGGAAUAUCUGGAGGAUAUCGCAACGGCGACAGUGGCGGCAUCCCCCCUAAUGCGCUUACUUGCUCAAUCAAUCCUCCUCCUUACCUAGAUCGCUUGCUGCUGCCCAUACACGGAAACCAAGUGCAAAGCUGCAGCAGCACGUGCCGCGGAGCAGGAGCGUUAGCGCGAACCGCUGAGGAAGAGAAGAAGGCAUCGGCAGAGGCGGUAGGGGCAGCCCCGGCGGCGGCGGCGGCAGCGGCAGCAGCAGAAGCAGCGAAAUCUCAGCCAAGGUCGGCCGCUGCGUGCGGGCGGCGAGACUCAGCCUCAGCAAAGCGCACCGUUGCAUAA